AUGGCAUUCGAGAAUUUCGCCCCGACUUUGGCCCGUAUCUUCCACUCACUGCAAACGUGGCUGAUGCCAUUCAAGCUGCCUCUAAAUGAAGACGUCCACAUGUUGGGUCGGACCUAUCCCCCACCCGUCGUAGACGCCAAAUGCAGCACCGCUCCGCCGCCCGAGGACAGCCCGUUGUAUCGUGCUUAUGUGGACAUUAUUCUUUUCACUUACCGUUGUGCGUUCGAGCCCAUCGAGGGCUGUGUCGGGCCCACCAGUGUCAGCGAUAAAGGAUGGGGCUGUGCGAUUCGCGCUACUCAAAUGCUGUUGGCCCAAGCUGUUAAAAUGGCUGGAAAAGGUGAGGCAGGAUGCUUAUUCUCCAGUGACAUUAUUCUGCAGAUGCUGACGAUAGCGUCGUGUUGA
This is a messenger RNA of Perkinsus marinus ATCC 50983, 402 nucleotides long. RefSeq lists its product as hypothetical. The record is from RefSeq and is a predicted model, not a curated record. NCBI's taxonomy places the organism in Eukaryota, Perkinsozoa, Perkinsida, Perkinsidae. Bases 1 to 402 code for a protein of 133 amino acids. Gene Ontology annotation, molecular function: protein-phosphatidylethanolamide deconjugating activity. The transcript has 3 exons.